Messenger RNA from Didymodactylos carnosus, 840 nucleotides. The record is from the annotation of a GenBank genome assembly. Lineage: Eukaryota; Metazoa; Rotifera; Eurotatoria; Philodinida; Philodinidae.
AUGAUGUGUAAUUGUAUCAAUAUAAUUGAAAAAUCUCCAGAAAUGUUGGAUGAUGACGAAGACUUUGGACAAAAGGACCCACCAUUUUACAAGUGCAUACAAGGAAUUCUUCGAAGAUAUCCGCAAGGUGGACAAAUAUUGAAAGAAUUGAUUCAAAAUGCCGAAGAUGCAGGCGCUGACACCGUCAAAUUCUAUCUUGACCGCAAUACAUAUUCGACCAACAGUUUGCUGCAUCCAGGAUUAGCUAAAUUUCAGUUAUCUUCUGAUACUUCUCAAAAUGAUGCCUAUCUACCGUCUGUCGUCAGCGAUCGUUACAUUGGUUUUUUUGAUCCACAUGGUGUUUAUUUCUCUGAACCGUUACAUCCAGCAAGAGGAAAACGUAUCGAUUUUUUGAAAAAUGCCAAUAUAAUAACAAAAUGUGGUGAUCAGUUUGAACCGUACAAAAAUACAGCAUUAGGUUUAGAUUUUACUACAGCAUUCAAAGGUACACUGUUUCGAUUUCCACUACGAAAUGCGGAUGCUUGUGUAACAACAAAACUUUUUGUUGGGAAACCGGAUCCCAUUUCAGAAGACGAUGUCCAAAAUUUAGUUAAAGGCUUUCUGGAUGAUCUCUCGUAUAAUAUCCUAUUUUUAAGAAGUAUAUGUUUGAUCGAAUUACAUGAAAUACCAGAAUUGAAAAAAUUGAAAACGUUAGCCGCAGUUUCUGCCACGCGACAAGGUGAUACUUCUAUGUCAAACAUAAUCACAAGCAGAUGCGCUUCAAUUGAUUCAAAAACAUUCGAUGCAGAUGACGUCGAAUUACAAUAUGAGAUAUUCUUAACAGAAGAGGGAAGUGAAUAG